Messenger RNA from Lineus longissimus, 1639 nucleotides. RefSeq names its product outer dynein arm-docking complex subunit 3-like. The transcript is spliced from 2 exons. The coding region runs from base 1 to 1620 and encodes 539 amino acids. Gene Ontology annotation, biological process: cilium movement; outer dynein arm assembly. NCBI's taxonomy places the organism in Eukaryota, Metazoa, Nemertea, Pilidiophora, Heteronemertea, Lineidae. The record is from RefSeq and is a predicted model, not a curated record. Gene Ontology annotation, cellular component: ciliary basal body; ciliary tip; ciliary rootlet.
AUGCAAAACAAGAGUACAUUGGUAGAGGAAAGGCUUGGCAGGACCAUGCAGGACAAGCUUGAGGAAAUGAAAGGCAAACUCCACCUUGAGGAAUGUGAGAGAAAGGUCCUCUACGCCUGGACGGAGCAAGAACGCCAUGUCAACGAAGGCACCAUCAUACAGCUUCGACAUGAAGUAAAGAAAAAACGCGUAGACUUGGCGGAAAGCAUCAACGCGGAAGCGAUUGUCAUCAAGAAUGCUUUCGUUAACAAACGUGUGGAGCAACUCUCGAUGAAGCGUCUCUCUGCAAAAAAAGCUGUUGCUGAAAUGGACCAGAAGGCCUGCGAAAGGGCAAAGAUCUUGAACGACCUUCGCCACUGUCGGAGAACCCGGGAACAGAAGCUCAAAGAUAUGCGUUCGCAGCUGACGAAAGAGAGGAAGAUUCUUGAGAAACCCAUCGAACACUUGUCGUUAGCGCAACGCCUGAGGGGGCUGGAGAACUCAUUGGACAAGGCCCGUAUGAAGGUCGAGACGGCUAACAAUAUUGGGGACCAGUAUAAGCAGGUAAUCAAGAAGCUGAAGGAGGAGAGCAUGUAUUUCCCGGCCCGGUUGGAUACCAUGGAAGCCGCGGUGAUCGAGGUGCAUCAGGAGCUGGCGAACCUGAAGAGAAUGAACAAGGAAGCUGAGCGGAAUAGGGACCUCGGGAGAACAGAGUUAUCAAGGAUCGAAAAAGAUGUCCAUAGCGCCAAGAGAAAACGAGAUUCUACAUUGACAAAUGUGAAGAAAGAUGUCGAAAGACGUCGACAGGAGCUGGGGAAACCGGCCGAAAAGAAAACCACCAAGUCUCAACCGCAUCUUGAAGAUGGGCAAGCAGAGAGGAAGGCUAUUCUUCAUGCAAAGCUCAAGUCCGAAAACCAGCUCCAAUUGCUGAAGUACGAUUCUUUGUUUUCAGAGAUUAAGCACCGAACUGGCCUGACCAGGCUUGCGGAUUUCGUGGAGAGGUUUCAUAAUCAGAAUGACGUCCAACAUCGUCUGCUCCUCCAGUCGGCAAGAUGUCAACACCUCACAACCAAACUUCGCCGCGAGAAGGAAGAUAUGCAAAAGGCACUCGUAGAACUCAGAUACAGUUUACAUAAGCGUUUGUCCCAAGGUCAAGACAGGUUAGGAGCCAUAGCAGACGAUUGCGAAUCCAGAAAAGAGACUAGAGAUAAAACGCAAGAGACCAUGAAAGAACAGGGAAAGCUUUUGAUCGGGAUGACAACAGGUUUGAAGACCAUUUUUGAGAAACUCGUCGACAUCAAACUCCCUCCGCCGACGCACGAUCGUCUGACUGGGGACGUAGAAAUGGACACCGGGCUCAUCUGUGAGAAGUUUGAUCGUCUGCUUGCAUCCCUAGGUGACAACAACGCCAAGAAGAUCAACGAUUUCCCUGAUCUUCAUGAAAUUCUUGAGCAGCAGCUCGGCGAUGAGAACAUCCGGGUUCAGUUUAAGACGAGCACGACAUCUGUUCAUUCCCAGUUUGAGUACGAGCAUAACGAUUCAGAGGAAGUCCCGACCAGAGAUGACAUCAAGUUGAAAGCACAGCUUCUCAUGGAAUCGAAGAUGAAACCAAAGAAAAGGAAGAAAAAGCUGGCCCAAUAGCUUGAAUAAUCAGAUGAGA